GCGCGGCGGGGCCAUGCGCGGAGGCGGGUUUGAACGGUGGCGGGCGCUGCGAGCUGCCGGGCCGUGCCGCCAAUGGAGCCCGCGCUGAAAGGUGUUUCUGCCUUUGUAGACGUUUGGUCAUCUAACAGAACAGAAAAUUACUCAAAAACCUUCGAACAGCAGCUUCUUGAUAUGGGAGCAAAAGUUUCAAAAACUUUGAACAAGCAUGUGACUCAUGUAGUCUUCAAAGACGGACGUUUGACUACUUGGAAGAAAGCGCAGAACAUGGGUGUAAAAAUAGUUUCUGUGCUCUGGGUGGAAAAGUGUCGAGAAACUGGAGUCCAUGUUAAUGAAUCCCUAUUUCCUGCAGUAGACACUAAUGAAGGAUUUCUAUUACCAAUCAAAAAACACAAAUGUAUGCAGCCAAAAGACUAUGUUGAAAAAACUCCAGAAAAUAAUAGAAAGCUUCAGAGAAGACUGAACCAAAUGGCUAAAGAGUUAGCUCUACAAAAGACCGCAGUUAAUUCUGAUACAGAUGUACCAGUUUUAUUAUUUGAAGACAAUGGUUCACUUAUAUACAGCCCUGUUAAUAAGAUAAAAGAUCAGUGCAAUGAAAUGGAAAGAAGAAUAAAGGAUAUGGAGGAAAAAAGAGAGAAUCUUUCUCCUACUGGUUCACAAGUGACUCAAACACUUCCAAGUAGCUCAUCAGGAGACUGCCCACUUUCUACUUGCGUCUUAACUAAUUCAGAAGAUGAGCUGCUACCUGCAGAACAAAUGGAAGAAUGCUUGAACUCAAGUAGUGAUUAUCUUUGUAGAAUUGAGACGUUAAAGAGACAGAGAACAGAGGUAGCAGAACAUGGCUGUGAUACUUGCUCUGAUAUUCAUGUGUCCAUGAGCACAUCAGUGAAUUCUCCAUCACAUGGCAAUGAGGAGAAGAGGUUAACACCAAAGCACCGUGCCAGAAGUUUAACACAAAAACAGAUUAUACAGCCGACUUUGGGUGAAAGAUUGUCUUUAGGAAAAAACCAUUUAAAGUUUCCAAAGAAAAAUCAGAACAAGAGCAAGACUACUGUGGUUGCAGAUGAAAGUUCUCUUCUUGAGGGUUUUGGUCAUAUUACUCCUUCCGAAAAAAUAGUCCAGUUAAAUACUGUUCCUGCUUUGAUUGACAGUCUCUCUAAUUUGCCUAUGAAUAAUGAAGACUUAAAUGCAUAUUCACUGGAUAAAAGCUUCCCUGUUGACAGAAAUUAUUCUCUUCUUGAAGACAAGAAACUACAAACCUUACCAAGUUUGAAGCUGGCUACCUCAGAACUGGGUGCAUCAGGCUCUAUGGGGUUCUUGCAAGCGAUUACUACACAUAGCAAGUCUUGCUGCACUGAAGAGGCUUCUUAUGAAGACUUCUUUUCAUCAUCUAAUUCAAAGGAAAAUGAAGUACAGAUACAAGUAUCCAAGGAAUCACAGAAUCCUCCUGAAGUUUGUUGCAAAGACUCUUUUCCAAGCACGGACCUACAUGAUGUGAGUUUCUGUGAGCCACAUAACACUACUAAGAUAAGUAGGAAGACCUCUAUUUCAGUAAAUGAUUUUCCAGUAAAGCAAAAAAUCACACCAGCUAAACAUCCAGGAAGCAUACCAUUAAAUAUAUCAGGUGGUGGAAAAGAUGACACUGAAGAAGCUCUGGAUGCUGAUGAUGGGAACAGGCUGCCACAGCAUGCUCAUGAAAAAUCCUACAACAGUGUAAAUGACUCUGCUCACAUUGCUGGUGGUGAAGAUGAAGUUUCAGAGUGUCACGUCACCGAUGACUCUUGCAAAAUUUUUAACGAGCGAAAGAAUAAGCACACUGGGGGCUUAAGAAAAGGUGGAAGACUCCAAAAGGGGCUAUGGCUUAAACAUUGCAACUUUUUGCUGACUUUUGGCAAUGUAAAGGUUAAGUUACAAAACCCAACAAGGACUCUAGUUAUGACAAGUAUGUCUUCUGAGGAGCAAAAUACAGUAAUUCAGGUCGUGAAGAAACUUGGAGACUUUUUGUUCUCAAAUGAAGUGUGUGAAACAACAAGUCAUGUAGUCACUGGGAGUCCUCGUCGUACCUUGAAUGUUAUGCUGGGAAUUGCUCGUGGAUGUUGGAUUGUUUCUUAUGAAUGGGUUCUGUGGUCUUUGGAAUUAGGCCAUUGGAUCUCAGAGGAACCAUAUGAGCUUUCAUCCAGCUUCCCUGCAGCUCCUAUCUGCAGGCUUCAGCGUCAUCUAUCAACAGGAAAAUACCAGCAGAAUCUCUUUUCAAACCAGCCUGUCAUGUUUGUAUCUCCUACCAGUCAGCCCCCCUGCCAAAAGCUAAUUGAACUUAUACAGCUGGCAGGAGGGAAAAUAAGUAAAGCCCUUAAUCAGGCAAAAAUCUGUAUAGGAAAAAAACCAAGCAAGAAGCACCAGGAAAUAAUAUCUUUAUCAGAAAAAUGGAUAUUAGGUCAAGGAUCUCAUGAGCUCCCUGCAGCUGCACAGGCCACCUUUAGCCCAUCAGUGGAUGGAAGGAAUUGCAUAUCCAGAUUCAAUCACUCAGUAUACAAUAUGUCCUAUGGAAAACUACAUUUUUCAGAUGUGAGCUAACUCAAGAGUUUCCAUAUGGUUGUAAGGAAACACGCCUAACUUGGAUUCAACAAAAAAAUGAGCUGUGAAGGAAAUUCCAAAGAAAAUGCAAGUCACAGACUUAUAAAUACAGAGGAACAAUUUCUAUAUUUUUAAUAUUUGUGCAAGUGUUCAUCUUGUGAAAUUUUUAGGUUUUGAAAUAAAGUAUUUCCCUAAUAAAA
Messenger RNA from Motacilla alba alba, 2771 nucleotides. It is a transcript of the gene MCPH1, whose product is annotated as microcephalin 1. The record is from RefSeq and is a predicted model, not a curated record. Gene Ontology annotation, biological process: mitotic cell cycle. The transcript is spliced from 16 exons. The coding region runs from base 73 to 2571 and encodes 832 amino acids. Lineage: Eukaryota; Metazoa; Chordata; Aves; Passeriformes; Motacillidae.